UGAUUUGCCCAAGGUGGCCCAGCUAGUCAGGGAUGCUGGCAGGAUUCAAAUACCACCUGACUCCAAAGCCCAGGGCGCAUUUCACAACCCGCGCCUCCUUUAAGAUCUGCUAUAUCAUUCCAUUCUCACUGCAAGCCUACGUGGUAGUUAACCAUCUCCCUAUUUCACGGAGGAGGAAAGUGACUCUCAGACUGGUGCAGUCACUUGCCAAGUUAGGGGCCUGGCUCCGAAUAGGUGGGAGACGAGCCUGCAGGAGGGGGCACGUAGGCGCGGAGGCCGCAACCGAGCUCCUCCUCCCCACCCUGCUUCGUUCACAGCGCGACUCCCACCUUUCCAGGUCCCAGCCGCGCGCACGGCCCGCCGGGAACUACACUUCCCGUCAGGACGCGGGCGCGCGCACGCGCACCGGGGCCUCCGCCAUGGCGACCGUGCUGUCCAGGGCGCUCAAGCUCCCGGGGAAGAAGAGCCCAGACCUAGGGGAGUAUGAUCCCCUCACACAGGCCGACAGUGACGAGAGUGAAGAUGAUCUCGUGCUUGACUUGCAGCAGAAGAAUGGAGGGGUCAAAAAUGGGAAGAGUCCUCUUGGAGAAGUGCCAGAGCCUGACUCAGAUGCCGAGGUCGCAGAGGCUGCAAAACCACACCUCUCGGAGGUCACCACAGAGGGGUACCCCUCGGAACCCCUCGGAGGCCUGGAGCAGAAGGCAACCUCGUCCAUCGUGUCUUAUGUGCGCACGUCUGUCUUUCUGCUGACUUUGGUGGUCUCAAUGGUCCUGGUGCUCGUAUGUGCUUUCCUGAUCCCCUGCCCCCCCAGAGAUUUGCACAGCACUUGGAGCCGCCACUUGGGUCCCCAGGGAGGUGGGGACCUCUCUCCAUUGGAACUGGCUGAUGUGAAUGGAGAUGGCCUGCGUGAUGUACUUCUCUCCUUUGUAACUUCGAGGAAUGGGAGUGCAAUCGGUAUCUCCAGGCCGACUGCUAUCCUCGUGUGCCUUUCGGGGAUGAAUGGCAGCACACUCUGGUCUAGUCCUCUUCCUGAGGAGGCUCGAGAUAUUACAUGUUUGAAUCUGAUGCCAGGAAGGGUGGCCGAAACCAUCUGCCUUGUGACAGGGACACACAAGAUGCUCAGCGCAUUCAAUGCAACAUCAGGGAAAGCCAUUUGGACUUUAAACCCAAACUACUUAUCCAAUGGUACUCUGGCUGCUCCAGGUGUGGCGCUGCCUGAUGUGGAUGAUGAUGGUGUUAGAGAUCUUGUGGUUCUGGCCACUGGGGAAUUACAGCCAGAUCUGUGCUUUCUGCUGGUGUCUGGUCGGACAGGGAGUCCAGUGGGCCGACCUGUGAAGUACAACAUUGUGGGAGACGGGAAUCUGAUUGGUCCUCAGGUUUAUAUCACCGCAAAUGGGGCUGUCUACGUCCUGUUUGGCUUUGGAAAUAUCCAAGCUGUCGCCCUGCGGGACAUUUUUGUUCAGGCACAGAAUCGAGACAGCUCACCGCCUUCCCUGCAGAUAGAAGAGCCAGAAUGGGAGAAGCGAAGAUCCAUUAACCUGUCUGAGCUCAUUGACAUUUACAGUGACGGUGUUGAGCUACUCCAGCUGGUGAAGGCACCGAAUUCCAACUGCAGCAACCUCCUGAUCACAACCGGACAAGGCCUUGUCCUGCUCCGGGGGCAGAGCCUUACGCCUUCCUGGACACUGAGCCUUCACGGCUUGCACAGCCAGCCUACGUCUGGGUAUUUCACUGACGAUCAGACGUUAGACUUCCUUCUGCAGAUACAGGAUGGAGCUGGGAUGAAAAAGAUGAUGGUGGUGGAUGGGGACUCUGGCUCCGUUAUUUGGAAUUACAGCGCUCCAUGUCGCAUGAAAGAAACACCGACCACCUCAGCAGUUACUUCAGACCAGAAGUCCGUCUUCCUCUUUUGGGCUGAAUGGCUGUCACCUGCAUCUCCCAAUUCUGAUGUCAUCCCGGGAGCUGAGCCACCCAGCCUUCACCACCUUUACCUCCUGCACCCAACGUUCCCCUCGAUCCUUCUGGAUCUGGCCAAUGCCACGGGCACAGUGACGGCAUCAAAGGUUGGAAUUAACGACCUCUGGAAAGAUGCCUUUUAUGUUACUAGGACAACGGGGCCAAGCUCCAAAGGCCAUCCCGCCCCCCUGGUGGUCAGCAAGCUUAGUCUACGGUGGGCACUGAUGGAGGGCCAAAUGGUCCAGCUGAAGGAGACUACCCCCAAAAUUGGCCGUGGGGAGCUGCGGAGGUUCCUCUCUAGGAUAAAGUUCGUCGAUUCUCCCUUGCAGAUCUAGUCUGAUGGGAUCUUUAGUUUCAGAAGUGAACAGAAUGGACACGUUCUUCGGUUGGUGUAAAAUCAGUUCUUUGGAGAGAAGGAAGACAUCUCCAACCUCAUUUCACCACCUCCGUGUGGUGGUUGCAAAGCACUUUGGAAGACACACUGCAGUUCUCUGAUAAUGGCACGAACCAUUUGCUUGGGGUAUUCUACCUAACUUUUCAAUCUCUGUAUUAACCCCCUCUAGGCACUCUGUGUGCAUAAUUUGGAAAUGUGAAUCUUAUACAAGUGUUUUAUUAAUAUUUUUUUGUAUGUCUAAUUUAUAAACUCUUACUGGGAAAUUCCAGUGAAGUUUUUCCCUGGAACAUUUUGUUUUGCAUUAUGCUGUAUGUAUUUGUUUUUAGCAUUGUGAUAAAAUAUUUUCUAGAUAGGUCCUAAGCUCGGGGACCCAGUUUCUUGUCCUUCUGAAAUACAUCUGGUUUGUUUGGUCAUCGUCUUAAGGCUUCCAGAUGGCCUGCCUCUGAUUUUGAGGGCCACUCAUUUCUCUCUUUUUCUCUCCUCACCUGUUCCUCAGCUUCUUCCCAACCUUAGCAGCAGUGAGAAAGGCUGAGAGCGGGAGACUGAGUUCGCCACCCCAGCAUUUUCGAUUCUUCCUUGUCUGACGUGUCCCGUCUCCUCUCAUACUUUCCGUCUCUCUAUAUUUAGUGACCAUAAGAACCAUAUUCCUAUCAGAAGGGGAGCAAGAGAAAUAGUUUCGAUGACCCACCUCUGACGAGGUCCGUAUGUUACUGUGUGGUGUUUUUUUGUUUUGCCAGUCAUCUUUUUUACUGCAGUAACUUCAGAAGUUUUUAUGUGUGUGCUAUCCUCAACUUUGAGGAAAACUGGAAGUCAGGAACCACUGAAGCAGAUAUCCUUAUCUUUGCUUCAUCUCUACCCUGUUGUCUUAGCAUCUUCUCCUGGGCAUGCACCUUACUGCUUCUCUUUUGCUCUCUUUUAUUCAGGGAUAUUUUUGCUUUGCUUGCAUGAGAGUAAAGCUGUUCCUGGACUUUUGCCCCAUGAGUCCAGUAUGCAACUGUUUUGUCCUAUACAUCUUCCUUGUAGAGCCUUUAAAGCAUUGUAUUUUGAGAAAAAUUCCUAUGUAAAUACUAUAACUUUUAUAAUUGGUUAAGUUCUUUAGAAUUUUUUCCAGGGAGUCUCCCUUCUAUAUAAAUAUAGUGCUUCUGUUAAGUUUUCUCCUAAACUUCGAGGUCAUUGUUUGUUUAGCAGUAAAUCCCACAUUAGCUGGUGGAGAACUAACUACUUUUCUUCUUGAGUAAUUUUGAUAGAUCAUCCCUGAGUGCAACUCAAGUUCUCUCUUGAGCUUGUAUAUUUUUAGCUUGUGUUAAUAAAGGGAUUCCAGAACAUUUAGAGAUUCCAGAAAAUUAGGGAUCCCAAAUUAAAGGGAUAUGUAUUAAUUGCCCCACCGGUAGGCGUUAUGACAUCACAAAAGGUUGGUGUCAGUAGCUUCACGCAGGCAUGUUGCCUGGCCUACAGAUUGGCCUUCCCAGGUGUCUGGGAAACCCCCGCCUUAAGCCUGUGAAAACAAAUCUGGUUUCAACACUUGGAGAGGCAUGUGUGGUCCAGCUUAUUGCAAACUUAGGGAAAUAAUUACUGAUACCGAGUGUGGGGAUAAUUCCAGAUUCCCUUCGAGGGUUUGAAUCUACUUGGGUCGAAGAGCCUAGAAUCUAGUUUGCUCUAGUAGAGAAUUCUAAGGACUACUUUAUAGGUGACUGAAUACCUGAAACUUGGGUGGUGGUCUUGCAGCCUGGGCUGAGCUAUUUGGCCUAAACCUGGUUCUGCACCAUGUUGAAGCUUUCUGGGAAGGCAGCCAGUUUAGGCAGGAGCAAGGUGCAAAGUGAGGAGUGAGGACCUGGUUUGGGGGCAAUGUUUUGGGCAGAAGACUGUACUUAGGCCAGGUGUUUUGGAAAUAUAUAAGAGGAAGCUAGGAAAACAUAAUGUCCCUAAAUUCUUCAUGGUGUGUUUGCAAACUAACUUAUCAUGGAUGGUUUUGACUGUGAUAUGUUUGAAUCUCUUUGCUAAACACAGGUUUUAGGUUUCUCCUCCCUCUUGCAGCCAGUACAGAGGGUGUCAAUGGUGGUUCAAGUUUGAGGAAGCUUCAUCUGACCAAUGUGGGUCCUGGUUUCUUGCCCAGUGUGUCCCCAAAUUUCCUUCCUCAUAGGUACCCACCCACGCAGAUAUCUGAGAUAGAAAGUGCUGCUUUCUUUCCCCAUUCCCAACGUGGGGUUGUCAGCAAAGCCAGUAUGACUAUUACCUAGAAAUAGUAAUGACUUCUGCAAAUGCAGGGGUCUUCCUCCUCGCCACCUCUCUUUCCUUCCCUUACAGAUCCUCCCCUGUGCCCUAGACCAUGCCCUCCCCAUUCCCCCAGAUGGCCUCUCCUCACCCUUCUAGUGUGGUAUGGUGAUACCAACCCCUUGAAUGUGAAUUGUUAUCCGCGAGAUAUGGGGGAUGGUGAAAGGAGGCAGAGCUGUGAAGGAACAGGGACAGUGGCACCCUGGCAGCUGGUAUAUAUAUAUUGUCAGGAAGCACGAUUCAAAAUGUGAAUUGUUACAGAACAAAUAAAUACUAUGUAAUAGGAA
Molecule: messenger RNA, 4908 nt
Organism: Hipposideros armiger (great roundleaf bat)
Lineage: Eukaryota; Metazoa; Chordata; Mammalia; Chiroptera; Hipposideridae
Gene: FAM234B
Product: family with sequence similarity 234 member B
Exons: 13
Coding region: 33-2291 (752 amino acids)
Molecular function (GO): protein binding
Source: RefSeq, a predicted model, not a curated record